AUGAAUUGUGUAUCACCAUGUCCACCUAGAUGUUCAGAAAGUAUAGGUACCACUUGUUUUACAAAAUGUACACAUGGAGGUUGUGAAUGUAGACAUCCAUUUGCUUUAGAUGAUAACAAUAAUUGUAUAUUAAGAAGAGAUUGCCCUACAAAAACUAUUACUACUAUUAUUCCUAGACCAACACCUACAAAAAAACCAACGUGUAGUGGUAAUUUGGUGUACUCUAAAUGUAGGCAACGAUGUGAAACUAAAUGUAGUGAUAAAUCUCAAAGAAAAUGUGGUGUUAAUUGUAAAUCACCUGGAUGUGAAUGUAAAUAUCCAUUUGUCCGUGAUAGUAAAAACAAUUGUAUUCAUAAAUCAAAAUGUCCAUCAAAACCAAAGCCAAAACCAACUACAACAACAUCAACAACAACAACAACGGUAACUACUACUACUACUACUACUGAAAUGACAACCCCAAAACCAACUACAAAGCCAACUAAAAAACCAACUACAAAAAGAACAACUACAAAAAAACCAACAACUAAAAAACCUACAACUAAAAAACCAACAACUACAAAAAAAACAACAACUAAAAAACCAACAACUACAACAAAAACAACAACAAAAAAACCAUCAGGUAAACAAUGUCCCACAAAUAUGGAAUACUCAGAAUGCCCCUCAAAAUGUGUAAGAAAAUGUUUAUGUGAAGAAGAUAGAUGUAAUUGUAAAAAAUCAGGUUGUGGUAAAGCUGGAUGUAUAUGUAAAAAAGGUUAUAUUUUAUAUCUUGGUAAAUGUAUAACUGAAGAAAAAUGCAAAACAUUGGAAGAAAAUUUUGACAUUUAUUCAAAUGAUCUUUUUUAUUAA
Messenger RNA from Strongyloides ratti, 846 nucleotides. Its product is annotated as Trypsin Inhibitor-like, cysteine rich domain-containing protein. The record is from RefSeq and is a predicted model, not a curated record. The coding region runs from base 1 to 846 and encodes 281 amino acids. The transcript has a single exon. NCBI's taxonomy places the organism in Eukaryota, Metazoa, Nematoda, Chromadorea, Rhabditida, Strongyloididae.